AUGAUUGAACAUGCGGCUUCCAUCGUCUUUUCCCAAGGUCGCGGCUCCAUCAUGAAUGACGAUGAAAUGGAGUCAAGCCAAUGGGAUUACGUCGCUGCCCCGCCAAAGCCCGCGUUCAUGAUCCACUACCGCGGGUCAGAAACACCCCCGGCCGCUCGGGAUGGACGCCGUGUAACCCUCACCCAAGUCUCCACCCUGCAAAUUUCUAUUCCCUUUACCGACGAGAUGGCGGGGGAGGAAAGCUCUACUCCGGGCGUAGAACUGCUAGAAUGGAAAGCUCUGUCUCGUGGUGGUACAUCUCCGGAUCCUCCCGGUCUAAUUCCGAGGAAGGCAAACCAUGUCAAGUAUUCUUCAUGUCAGCGAGGAGUCGAGACAAAUGGCGAGGAAAAGCUUCCAACAGUAGACAAUAUUGUACUGUACAUGGCAUUGAAAAUUCAUGCCCCUAGUUGUGCGCAUUUAGGCAUUUCACCCCAGACGCCGACAAGAGGCCGAAACAUUGCUCUACAUAAUGCACCUCAAGUAGACCGACAUGGGACUUUGAGAUCCAAAUCUCAUCGCUUUCCUGUCCCGUGCUCUCUUCCGGGCCGUCAGCCUCAGACAACGACGUCCGGGGUGAGCUGCAGGAACCGCCACAGAAUAUGGGCCGUCCACGAGACCCUUUGA
Molecule: messenger RNA, 663 nt
Organism: Fusarium graminearum PH-1
Lineage: Eukaryota; Fungi; Ascomycota; Sordariomycetes; Hypocreales; Nectriaceae
Exons: 3
Coding region: 1-663 (220 amino acids)
Source: RefSeq, a predicted model, not a curated record